AUGUGCGCUGUCAGGCCGUACAGGAACGUGACGGAGUUCGACGGGCAGGAUGCGUGCGGCUCCAACAGCUGGGCGAUCGCAGACGUGGACCCUCCGGCCCGCUCCACGGACGGGAAGAAGGCGGACGACCCGGGUCACCUGAUCCGCCCGCUGAAGCCCUGGACCCAGUACGCCAUCAUGGUGAAGACCCAGCUGUCCGCCUCCGACGAGCACGAGGUGCAGGGAGCCAAGAGCAAGAUCAUCUACGUCCGCACCAACGCCACCAGGCCCUCUGUUCCUCUGGACCCCAUCUCCUCCUCCAACUCCUCCUCUCAGAUCAUUCUGAGGUGGAAGCCCCCCACCAGCCCCAACGGGAACAUCACCCACUACCGGGUCAUCUGCCGCAAGCAGAGCGAGGACCGAGACCUGUACAAGUUCGACUACUGCCUGCAAGGGAUGAAGCUGCCGUCCCGGACCCCCACCCACCUGGACAGCGAGGACGAGCAGAAGUGGAACCACACGGACGAACCCAGCUCGGGGGGGCGGUGCUGCGCCUGCCCCAAGACUGACAACCAGCUGAAGAAGGAGCAGGAGGAGAUCGAGUACCGCAAGACCUUCGAGAACUACCUGCACAACGAAGUGUUCGACAGCAGACCUGCCCGCCGCAGACGCUCAGUGGGCGUCGCCAACGCCACGCUUCCUAAUUUCUUCCUCACCACAGCUCCCGGUCUGCAGUUCGGCUCCACCACAGCCAGCCCUGAAGACGAAGACGAGGAGGGGUCCAAGGCGGAGCUGAAGGAGUCCUCCAAGGAGUCCACGGUGAUCUCCAACCUGCACCACUUCACCAGCUAUAAGAUCGAGAUCAUGGCCUGCAAUCACCCCACCGAGAUAAAGCGCUGCAGCAUGGCCACCUACGUCAGCGCCCGCACCAUGCCCGAGGUGAAAGCAGACGAGAUCCCGGGCGAGGUGACCCAUGAGAUCGUGAACACCGAGCCCCCCUACGUGAUGAUCAAAUGGGAACCGCCCCGCUCCCCAAACGGCCUCAUCAUCCUGUACGAGGUGUUCUACAGGAAGGUCGGGGAAUCGGAGGACCACACAGGCUGUGUGUCUCGCCCGGCCUACCUGAAGUCCGGCGGGACGAAGCUGUCUCUGGUUCAGCCGGGGAACUACAGCGUGAGGGUCCGCGCCACCUCGCUGGCAGGGAACGGGUCCUUCACUAAGACCACCUACUUCUUCAUGCCCAACCCGGAUCAAGGUCUGAUCUGGAUCGUGAUGGGUCCGGUGAUCUGCUUCAUCCUGCUGCUGUUUGUGGGAGGGGGAGUCUUAGUGAUCUUUAAGAAGAGACAAACCGAAGGACCGACCGGACCUCUGAUCGCCUCGUCAAACCCCGAGUACAUCAGCACCACCGACGGUGAGAAAAGCAAUGAAAUUCAAGACGUGCAACAUCUUUUUAUGUAUUUCAAAAGAUAA
Molecule: messenger RNA, 1449 nt
Organism: Notothenia coriiceps (black rockcod)
Lineage: Eukaryota; Metazoa; Chordata; Actinopteri; Perciformes; Nototheniidae
Product: insulin receptor-like
Exons: 10
Coding region: 1-1449 (482 amino acids)
Cellular component (GO): plasma membrane
Molecular function (GO): protein binding
Source: RefSeq, a predicted model, not a curated record